Messenger RNA from Phragmites australis (common reed), 440 nucleotides. RefSeq names its product GDP-Man:Man(3)GlcNAc(2)-PP-Dol alpha-1,2-mannosyltransferase-like. Bases 30 to 440 code for a protein of 136 amino acids. Gene Ontology annotation, cellular component: endoplasmic reticulum membrane. The record is from RefSeq and is a predicted model, not a curated record. The transcript is spliced from 2 exons. NCBI's taxonomy places the organism in Eukaryota, Viridiplantae, Streptophyta, Magnoliopsida, Poales, Poaceae. Gene Ontology annotation, biological process: protein N-linked glycosylation. Gene Ontology annotation, molecular function: GDP-Man:Man(3)GlcNAc(2)-PP-Dol alpha-1,2-mannosyltransferase activity.
AGAGACUUGCAGUUGCGUCAGUCACACCAAUGGCGAUCUUGGCCGGCCUCCUCGCCGUCCUCUCCGCGCUCCUCGCCGCCGCGCUCCGGCGCCUCCUCCGUCGCCCCGCUCCCACGCCCGCAGCGGGGUUCUUCCAUCCGUAUACCAACGAUGGCGGCGGCGGAGAGCGCGUGCUCUGGUGCGCCGUGCGCGCCGUGCAGGUGCUCCGCCCGGGCCUCCCCUGCGCCGUCUUCACCGGCGACGCCGACGGAUCGCCCGAAGGCCUUGCCGCCCGGGCCCUAGACUGGUUCGGCGUCCGCCUCCUCCGUCCGCCGCAGGUUGUUCACUUGGAUAAGAGAAAGUGGAUCGAAGCCAGCACAUAUCCCUACUUCACAAUGAUUGGGCAAAGUUUUGGCUCAGUUUAUCUUGCAUGGGUGGCUCUGACGGACUUUAACCCCUAG